AUGCAUGCUCUACGUCAAGAAAUUCUCCCUCCAAGCGGCGUUGAAUUUGCCACUAGCUUGAAGUUGACGCCGUCGACGCUCGCAGCACCAGUUUCUACGCGUCAUGAAUUCGUCUCUCGCGUCUUGUGCAAUCUUGUUGUCGCUCGUGCCAAUCUUUUACGGAUAUUCGAAGUUCGGGAAGAGCCAGCACCACUUCCAUUGCAGGCCAACGAUGACCGGGACCGUUCGGGGGUUAGGCGAGGGACUGAAGCAGUGGAAGGAGAAGUGGACAUGGACACGCAGGGCGAUGGAUUCAUCAACAUAGCAAAGUCUGUACCGCAAAAAAGCCCUGUCCAUGUGUCGACAGUUACGCGUUUUUAUCUCAUUCGUGAACACCACCUCCAUGGCAUUGUUACUGGCAUGGAAGGUGUCAAAAUCGUCACCUCUCAAGAAGACAAUCUCGACCGGCUUCUCAUUUCGUUCAAGGACGCCAAGAUAGCCCUCCUCGAAUGGUCGGACACGAUUCAUGAUCUCGUCACAAUCUCGAUACAUACAUACGAACGAGCCCCCCAGCUGCUAGCGCUCGAUUCACCCCUCUUCCGCGCAGAACUAAGAUGUGACUCGCUUUCUCGCUGCGCCGCACUUUCCUUGCCCAAACAUGCCUUCGCCAUCCUUCCAUUUUAUCAAAGUCAAGCAGAGCUGGACGUUAUGGAUCAAGAUCUGACUCAGCCUAGGGAUGUCCCAUAUUCGCCGAGUUUCAUUCUCGAUCUUCCAGCCCAAGUGGAUUCCAAUAUCCGCAAUGUCAUCGACUUUGUAUUCCUCCCAGGGUUCAACAACCCUACCCUCGCUGUUCUGUUCCAGACUGAUCAGACAUGGACGGGUCGUCUGAAGGAAUACAAGGACACCGUAAAGCUGAUUGUCUUCACCCUCGACAUCGCCACACAGAAAUAUCCAAUUGUCAGUUCCGUCGAAGGUUUACCUUACGAUUGUCUCUCCCUCCUGCCGUGCUCUACUUCUCUCGGAGGCGUCGUAAUCACAGCCAGCAACGCCCUCAUCUACAUCGACAAGGCCUCUAAACGCGUCGUACUUCCUCUGAAUGGAUGGGCGGCCCGAAUCAGCGACAUCCCCCUGCUUACUACCGACCCAACACGUACUUUAUUUUUAGAAGGCUCUCGGUCGAUUUUCGUCGAUGACAAGACUUUUUUUGUGAUCCUGAAAGACGGAAGCAUCUAUCCUGUAGAGAUAGUCGUGGACGGAAAAACGGUUUCGAACCUCGUGAUGUCACCUGCGUUGGCACAGACUGCUGUUCCGACUGUCAUUCGAAACAUUGGCGAGGAUCAUAUCUUCGUUGGAACCAUCCUCGGGCCCUCUGUUCUACUGAAGGCUGCUCACGUUGAAGAAGAGGUGGAUGAGAUGGAUGUCGCUCCGACUGCUGUCGUACAGGACGAUAAUGCGAUGGACUACGAGGACGAAGACGAAGAUAUCUAUGGUGUAUCCUCAAAACCAUCUGCCACUUCGACCAAAAGCGAAGCGGCCAAUGGCCAUGUCGCGCCGAGGAAGACCCGAACCGUUAUUCAUCUUUCUUUGCGUGAUUCUAUCCCUGCUCAUGGUCCCAUUUCGAGCAUGACUUUCUCACUUACGAAGAACGGUGAUCGGCCCGUGCCCGAACUCGUGGCGGCCACGGGAGCAGGCACUACCAGUGGUUUCACUCUUUUUCAACGAGACUUACCAGUGUUAACAAAACGCAAGUUACACGUCAUCGGUGGUGCUCGAGGGCUUUGGUCGCUACCCAUCCGGCAACCAGUCAAAACGAGCGGCAUUUCGUAUGAGAAACCCGCAAAUCCCUUCCAGAGCGAAACGGAUACGUUAAUUCUGAGCACCGAUGUGAACCCAUCCCCUGGACUGUCUCGAAUUGCUACGAAGGCCGCGAAGGGCGACGUUUCAAUAACGACACGUAUUCCUGGAACCACCAUCGGGGCGGCGCCUUUUUUCCAGCGCACGGCGAUUCUACACGUCAUGACAAAUGCGAUUCGGGUUCUCGAGCCGGACGGUACGGAGAGACAAAUCAUCAAGGACAUGGAUGGCAAUAUGCCCCGUCCGAAGAUCCGGUCAUGUAGCAUCUCGGACCCCUUCGUGCUCAUCGUUCGCGAGGAUGAUACUAUUGGGCUCUUUAUUGGCGAAACGGAGCGUGGAAAGAUUCGUAGGAAGGACAUGUCGCCUAUGGGUGACAAGACCUCAAGGUAUCUGACAGGCUGUUUCUACACUGAUUCAACCGGUCUUUUGGAGAAGCACUAUGAUACCAGUAUUUCACCUGUUGCUGUAACGUCGACCCUUCAAGCAGCUGUGAAUGCGGGAAGUAAUCAAACGCAGUGGAUCCUUUUGAUGCGUCCUCAAGGCAUUAUGGAGAUAUGGACAUUGCCUAAACUCACGCUCGCCUUCUCGACUGAUGGUCUUUCAACACUUCAGAACGUUCUCAUGGACUCGCACGAUGCUCCUGCGUUGUCGCUACCACAAGACCCCCCGCGGAAGCCUCAAGAGCUGGAUGUUGAACAGAUUCUUCUGGUACCAAUAGGCGAGAGUUCGCCUCGGCCACAUCUCUGCGUUUUCCUCCGCUCUGGGCAGCUGACAAUAUACGAAGUCGUUCCUGCUGGGCAGCCCUCAGAACCCUUGGACAAAAUACGACCCUCCCAUGUCAACAUCAUGUUCGUCAAGAUGGCCUCCAUAGCAUUUGAGAUCCAACGGCAGGAUGAGGGUACAGAGAAGGAGAAGAGCAUUCUCGCCGAGCAAAAACGGAUCUCAAGAACAUUCGUUCCCUUCGUCACAAGUCCUGCUCCAGGCGUGUCAUAUUCUGGGGUUUUCUUUACUGGCGAUCGGCCGAAUUGGAUCCUUGCGGGCAACAAAAGUGGGGUGCAGAUUUAUCCAUCGGGCCAUAGCGUCGUGCACGCGUUUACAGCCUGUUCGUUGUGGGACUCGAAGGGCGAUUUCCUGUUGUACACCGAGGAGGGGCCAAGUCUAUUGGAAUGGAUGCCACACUUUCAGUUCGAUACACCGCUACCAUCAAGGUCAAUACCCCGAGGGCGGCCGUACUCCAACAUCCUGUUUGAUGCAUCUACGUCGUUGAUUGUGGCGGCGUCUUCCAUGCAGGCGAAGUUUACAACGUACGAUGAAGACGGAGUGAGGAUAUGGGAACCUGACGCACCGAACAUUGCUGACCCGGUCUGUGACUGCUCAACCCUGGAGCUAAUAUCACCUGACCUGUGGAUCACGUUGGAUGGUUUCGAGUUUGCUACAAAUGAAUUCGUUAACGAUAUGGCAUGCGUCACCCUCGAAACGGCAAGUACUGAAACAGGAAGCAAGGAAUUCAUUGUUGUCGGCACUACCAUCGAUCGUGGGGAGGAUCUCGCGGUAAAAGGGGCUACAUACAUCUUUGAAAUUGUGGAGGUUGUCGCGGAUCCUGCCAUCCUGCCCAAGCGAUGGUACAAACUUCGUCUUCGGUGCCGCGACGACGCAAAAGGGCCUGUCACUGCGAUUAGCGGUUUUUCGGGCUACCUUGUUUCUUCCAUGGGCCAGAAGGUGUUUGUUCGGGCCUUCGAUUCGGACGAGCGCCUCGUGGGUGUCGCGUUCAUGGACGUCGGCGUCUAUGUGACGUCCCUCCGCACCUUGAAGAAUCUACUCCUCAUCGGCGAUGCAGUGAAGAGCGUCAUGCUGGCCGCAUUCCAGGAAGAUCCGUAUAAACUUGUUCUUCUCGGUAAAGGUCCUAAACAACAAUGCAUUACCAACGCAGACUUUUUCUUCACCAACAAUGAACUGUCGAUUAUUUCUGGGGACGAAGAAGGGAUACUGCGAGUGUAUGAGUACGGCCCCCAAGACCCUGAUUCAUAUGACGGACGGCACCUUCUCCUGCGGACUGAGUUCCAUGGGCGGAGCGAAUGGCGAACAUCUAUAACCAUAGCUCGGAGAACGAAAGACGACCCCGACAUUCCUCAGUCUAAGCUUUUGAUGGGCUCGCCCGACGGCUCCAUUACUACGCUUACGCCUGUAGAGGAACACGCGUACAAACGGCUGCAGCUUCUUCAUGGCCAGCUGACAAGAAAUAUACAGCACGUCGCUGGGCUUAACCCCAAGGCGUUCCGCAUUGUGCGAAAUGACUAUGUCUCGAAGCCUCUUCCGAAGGGAGUUCUCGACGGAAAUCUAUUAACCCACUACGAAGCCCUACCGAUAACUCGACAGAACGAAAUGACACGCCAAAUUGGGACAGAACGUGUGACUGUAUUGCGUGAUUGGAUCGCUCUCACUGGUCCUUGGUAA
Cyclocybe aegerita is the source of this 4287-nucleotide messenger RNA. The record is from the annotation of a GenBank genome assembly. Lineage: Eukaryota; Fungi; Basidiomycota; Agaricomycetes; Agaricales; Hemipholiotaceae.